Zingiber officinale is the source of this 1841-nucleotide messenger RNA. Its product is annotated as molybdate-anion transporter-like. Gene Ontology annotation, molecular function: molybdate ion transmembrane transporter activity. The record is from RefSeq and is a predicted model, not a curated record. The transcript is spliced from 8 exons. Gene Ontology annotation, cellular component: membrane. Bases 130 to 1518 code for a protein of 462 amino acids. NCBI's taxonomy places the organism in Eukaryota, Viridiplantae, Streptophyta, Magnoliopsida, Zingiberales, Zingiberaceae. Gene Ontology annotation, biological process: molybdate ion transport.
UCCGUCGCAUCACCGACGCCGAUUUAGGAGCCGAUCUCACAUCGCUUCCGCUCCCACUCCACUUCCCCUUCGCUCAUUCUCCUCCUUCUUCUUCUUUUUCUUCUUCUUCUUCGGCGUAGGCGCUCGAGAAUGGAGGUCUUCUACUGGCUUCUCUUUGGCGGACUCGCCGCGGUGGUGGCCUCCCUGGAGCUCAGCAAGACCACCCGCGAUCGCGCCGCCACCUCCUCCGCCUUCAACUCCUUCAAGAACAACUAUCUCCUCGUCUACUCCCUCAUGAUGGCUGGAGAUUGGCUGCAGGGACCCUACGUCUACUACCUUUACACUACGUAUGGCUACGGGAAGGGUGACAUCGGCCGCCUCUUCAUCGCCGGAUUCGGAUCUUCCAUGCUGUUCGGUACCAUUGUGGGUUCCCUGGCUGACAAACAGGGUCGGAAGAGGGCUUCUGUGACCUACUGUAUCACCUACAUCCUUAGCUGCAUCACCAAGCAUUCGCCGCAAUACAAGGUCUUAAUGCUGGGACGAGUUUUAGGAGGGAUCGCCACAUCGCUCUUGUUUUCUGCAUUUGAGUCAUGGCUUGUCGCAGAACACAACAAGAGGGGUUUUGAGCCACAAUGGUUGUCCAUCACAUUCUCGAAGGCCAUAUUUCUUGGCAAUGGCCUAGUUGCCAUUAUAUCUGGUCUCUUUGCUAAUUUACUGACAGAUAACUUGGGUUUGGGACCUGUUGCUCCCUUUGAUGCUGCUGCUUGCUUCCUCGCAAUGGGCAUGGCGAUUAUAUUAUCAACAUGGACCGAGAACUAUGGGGAUGCUUCUGAAAGCAAAGAUUUAUUGACCCAGUUUAAGGUUGCUGCAUCAGCUAUUUCUUCUGAUGAGAAAAUUGCUUUACUGGGUGCAAUACAGUCCCUGUUUGAGGGUUCCAUGUAUACGUUUGUCUUCCUUUGGACUCCUGCUUUGAGUCCAAAUGAUGAGGACAUUCCUCAUGGUUUCAUUUUUGCCACUUUCAUGCUCUCAUCGAUGUUAGGUAGCUCCAUAGCAUCUCGUCUAUUAGCCCGUGCAGUACCAAAAGUUGAAUCUUACAUGCAGCUUGUAUUUGCUAUAUCUGCCGUCACUCUCCUCCUACCAGUUAUUACAAAUUCCUUAAUAACACCGUCAACAGUCAAAGGCGGAAGCAUUUCUCUUGGGGGUUGUAUUCAGCUCUUUGGAUUCUGUACAUUUGAAGCGUGUGUUGGAAUAUUUUGGCCGUCCAUUAUGAAAAUGAGAUCCCAGUACAUUCCUGAGGAGGCUAGGAGUACAAUCAUGAACUUUUUCCGCAUUCCACUGAACAUAUUUGUGUGCAUUAUUCUUUACAAUGUUAGUGCAUUCCCUAUGACUGUCAUGUUCGGCAUGUGCACUGCUUUCCUUUUCCUCGCCGCAAUUCUACAAAGGAGGUUGAUGAAGGUUGCUGAAGCCCACAGAUCAAAAUUUCCAGAUUGGACUUCCGUAAAGGAAAGAGACGGUGAGGCUGAGCCACUAAACACUUGAUGAAGACAAGGUGGGGUUUGAAAGACAAACGCAACAAUGUAUUUGCAGUGAUCAGAACAACAGAUACGCAAAGACUUCAUAUUGAGGUUCACCCUAGAUUCUUAUUAAAACUGCAAAGUUUUACUAGUAUCUCUGUACUGCCUAAUUAGUCGAUUCGUGAUUAGUGUUUUUUAAUUACCAAUCAAUUUGCUACUUCCUUCUGUAUCUUCUUUACUCAAACUUCGGUUUCUAGUUUGUAGAGUUCAUCAACAUCCGAAAUUAAUCAAUAUUGUAAGUCUUCAGAUUCAGUAAUUCAUAUUGAUACUCCUAUAUUUGAUUUUCUA